Molecule: messenger RNA, 2169 nt
Organism: Osmerus eperlanus (European smelt)
Lineage: Eukaryota; Metazoa; Chordata; Actinopteri; Osmeriformes; Osmeridae
Gene: fancl
Product: FA complementation group L
Exons: 13
Coding region: 218-1453 (411 amino acids)
Biological process (GO): protein monoubiquitination; interstrand cross-link repair
Cellular component (GO): Fanconi anaemia nuclear complex; nucleus
Molecular function (GO): ubiquitin protein ligase activity
Source: RefSeq, a predicted model, not a curated record
ACUUGAUGAGGACUACCAUAGUGAAGAGUCCUAGCUAGUAGAGCUAAUCUAGUUAGUCUACGCUAAAUAACUUCUGCCUUUACCUGGUACGCUUGCUCAAACACUAGCUAGUCUAGUAGUAUAACUGUGCCACAACUGAGCUAGGUUGAAUUGAAUGUCUUACAUAUGUUCAUAGAUUACGAUUAAAAACACAGAACUGGAACCUUGUUUGACCAAAAUGGAAAGUCUUCUUGAGAAAGACAGCCCGUUGUUAUUGCCUCUCAACAAGGAGAAGACGGCAUAUGAUGGAUUUAUCACUGUGCAGGGAAGAGACUUUAGAAUACGAAUACUUCUUCCAUCAAAUCAACAACUUAAAUGUGCCAAACUUCACUGCUCCUGGCAGUUGAAACAGCUUCUACAUGGAUAUCGACACAUCGUGAAGCAGAGGCUACACCGAUCUGCUGAUUUAGUCAGCUUCAUAUUGGAACUGAAGACCGUUUUGGAGGUGGCGCUGAAGAACCAUGUGGAAUAUUGCUCUAUCCCCCCUCCACAAUACUACUCUCAACUCAUCUCAGAGAUAGAGGCCCUGGGCUGGGACAAGCUUCUGUCCAUCGACACAGAGUUCUGUACGUUAAAACUUAGAGCAGAGGACUCGUCUGGGCGACUGCAUGACGUCACAGUUAAACUGAAGCCCAAGCAUCCUGCAGAGGCUCCAGAGUGCUAUGCUGACCUACCGUUACCACUGACCAUCACCUGGACACCACAGAGUACUCUUGGGCAUGUCCAUGCUCAGUUCCUGCUGGUGCUGGAGUCUCUGGCUGAGUUCUGGAAGGUUCUGGAUGAGAUUGAUGAGAAGACUUGGGUUCUAGAACCAGAAAAACCCAGUAGAGCCGACACAAUGAGGCGGAUUGCGAUCGGGAACAACGUGUCCAUCAAGGUGGAAGUGGACACCAAGCACCCCAAUAUGCUCCCAGACUGCUGCCUGCUGGGAGCAGACCACGUGGUGACCCCCCUGCGGAAACAGUUGAAUGGCAACAUGCAUUUAUGGAAUCCAGAUUGCAGUGUGUUGCAAAAUCUGCAGGAUGUUUUGGAGAUAGAAUUCCCAUCACCUUCCACCCACGAAAAAUCUAGUUUCAGUAUGGAGUGUGGAAUAUGUUAUUCGUACCGCCUAGAAUCGGCGAUUCCGGAUCAGAUGUGCAACGAUCCGAGAUGUGGACAACCCUUCCAUCAGGCCUGUCUGUAUGAGUGGCUACGAGGGCUACCGUCCAGUCGACAAAGCUUCCACAUUGUGUUCGGGGAGUGCCCCUACUGCAGCAAGGUAUCACAACAUCAUUUCAUGUCUCCGUGUAGGAUUACUAUAAAUUACCGAUUGAUAAAACAACUGUGCUAUAAACGAAUACAGUCAUUUGUGUGUGUAACAGAAAAUGGAAUUAAAAGCUUGUCAAUUCGUUUGUAUUGCAGCCCAUCACUGUGAAGAUGGCCACGCAGAAAGCAUAAGGACCAGACUUUUGACUGCUUGAUUAUAUGGGGUGGGCAGACUGGCUACCAGUAAAAAAAAGAAUCACUCUAAUCCUUCAGUCUACUGGUUAGUGCAGGAGAAUAGAGUGCAAAUCCCUGUCUCUCAGUGCAAGUAGAAAGGCAAGCAAGAUGAAGACAAGCCCUGCAGCACAGUAGAUCCUGGAGGACCAGGAGCCCUUCUGUUGAGGGGCUUGUGUCUCUCUGUGACCAUGGUCGCUGUCAUCAUUGUACUGUUGCUUGUAGCCUCUGUUGUCUGUGUGGCUGUAUCUUCGAUUCCCCCAUCUCUGGUCAUAACCCUGGUCAUCGUCCUCCCUGUGAUCAUCAGCCUUGGAAGGCUCCUGCCAGGGCCUGUGUGUCUGACCAGAGCGACUAGUCUGUGUGAGGCUGGGUCUCCUACUGUAGCAGUCAUCCUGGUCCCACCUGCUGCUUGUCUUGGCAGGUGAGGCUAGUCGUGUGUGGCGAGGCAGCCGGGGGUUGACUUGUGGUCCUGAGGUCACCGUGAGGUCAAAGUCUUCAGCUGCUUUUUCCUGGACCGGUCUUUUGUUUUUUGUUCUGCUUUUCUGUUGACAAUUGUAAUUUAUAGUUGCCGUAUGGUUACUACAUUGAGUAAGAGUUGUUGAAUGCAUUCUCCUAAUUAUGACACUUUUCAAUAAACUUGGGCUUGGAAAAAAG